Molecule: messenger RNA, 684 nt
Organism: Camarhynchus parvulus
Lineage: Eukaryota; Metazoa; Chordata; Aves; Passeriformes; Thraupidae
Product: proto-oncogene vav-like
Exons: 7
Biological process (GO): cell migration; regulation of GTPase activity
Cellular component (GO): cytoplasm
Molecular function (GO): guanyl-nucleotide exchange factor activity
Source: RefSeq, a predicted model, not a curated record
GAGUGCUCCCAGCGCGCCACCAACGGGCGAUUCUCGCUGCGGGACCUGCUGAUGGUGCCCAUGCAGAGGGUGCUGAAAUACCACCUGCUGCUCCAGGAGCUGGUGAAGCUGGGACGCGAGGGACGGCCGGAGGGCUGGCUGGGGGCGCUGGGCGCCAUGAGGGACCUGGCCCAGUGCGUGAACGAGGUCAAGCGGGACAACGAGACCCUGAAACAGCUCACGAGCAUCCAGCUCUGCCUGCACAACAUGCCGCAGUCCCUGGCGCAAUUUGGGCGCCCCAAGAUCGAUGGGGAGCUGAAGGUCUCCAGCGCCGAGAGACGCUCCAAGGUGGACAGGUACGGCUUCCUGCUGGACAAGGCUCUGAUCAUCUGCAAGCGCCGCGGAGACUCCUACGAGACCAAGGACGUGGUGGACCUCCAGAGCCACCAAGUGCACGAUGGUGACCUCGAGCCUCGUGAUGGCAAGAAGUGGUCCCACACCUUCACGCUGCUGGACACGGCCGGGCUGCCGGACUACGAGCUCUUCUUCAAGACGCGCGAGCUGAAGAAGAAGUGGCUGGAGCAGUUCGAGAUGGCCCUGUCCAACAUCUUCCCUGAGAACGCCCUGGCUGAUGGACACGACUUCCAGAUGUUCUCCUUCGAGGACACCACGUCCUGCAGGGCCUGCCAGAUGUUGCUGAGGUAG